Messenger RNA from Colossoma macropomum (tambaqui), 1494 nucleotides. Its product is annotated as netrin-G2-like. Bases 1 to 1494 code for a protein of 497 amino acids. The transcript is spliced from 7 exons. Lineage: Eukaryota; Metazoa; Chordata; Actinopteri; Characiformes; Serrasalmidae. The record is from RefSeq and is a predicted model, not a curated record.
AUGCUGGUGCAGGUCGCACUCCUCUCUCCGCUGCUGCUGCUGCUGCACGCGCCGGCGCUGACCCAGGGCCAGUACGACCAGUGCCGGUCGCUCGUGAGCACGGACGACGGCGCCGUGUGGGAGCAGUACGCCUGCCAGCCCAAGGCGCAGACCAUGAAGGACUACAUGCGAAUCAGGGUGGAGCCGCCAGGCAUCACGUGUGGGAACCCUCCAGAGAGAUUCUGCACGCUGGAGAAUCCAUAUCUGUGCAGUGACGAAUGCGAUGCGUCAAAUCCAGACUUGGCCCAUCCUCCCCAGCUGAUGCAGGAUCGAGAGCGUGGUGGCCUUAUUACCUACUGGCAGACGGUCACGUGGAGCCGUUAUCCCGAGCCGCUGCUUGCCAACAUCACGUUGUCGUGGAACAAGAGCCUGGAGCUGACUGACGACAUCCAGAUCACCUUCGAGUACGGUCGGCCCACCAUCAUGGUACUGGAGAAGUCCCUGAACUACGGCCGCACGUGGCAGCCCUACCAGUACUACGCCGACGACUGCAUGGAGGCGUUCACCAUGCCGCCCAGACGUGUGCAGGACCUGACGGCGGCCAACGUCACACGGGUCAUCUGCACCGAGCUGUACUCCCGCUGGGUGGGCUCCAAGAACGACAAGGUGGUCCGCUUUGAGGUGCGGCCACGUUUUGCCAUCUUCGCCGGGCCCAGGUUGGUCAACAUGGAGGGCUUGUACACGCGCAUGGAGAGCAUGAAGGGCUUGCGCGACUUCUUCACCUUCACCGACCUGCGGCUGCGGCUGCUGAGGCCCGCGCUCGGCGGGACGUACGUGCAGAGGGACAACCUGCUCAAGUACUUCUACGCCAUCUCCAAUAUUGAGGUGCCAGCAAGGUGUAAGUGUAACCUGCACGCGGGGCAGUGUGUGUUUGUGGACGGUAAUCUGCAGUGUGUGUGUGAUCACAACACGACAGGUCAGGACUGCCAGCGCUGCAAAAAAGGCUUCAAAGCCAAGAGCUGGAAAGCAGGAUCCUACCUGCCAACUCCUAAUGGCUCCCCCAACAUAUGUGCUCAGGCUGGUACUUCCUCUGGUUCCAAGGAGGCCCCACCCACUGAACUACCCCUUACAGACCUUCAGCCAAUCACAGUCGCAGCCAUGGCCACCACAACUCAGCCUGAACCUGCUAUACCAGCCACAGCUGAAACCCCACCCCCUUCAUGUCCUCCCACUGAGCAGCCCUCUAUAGCCACACCCCCAGAGGAGGAGCUUAUUAUGGAGAGGGAAGAGGAUUCUGGGAAGUGGGAGGAGCCUUUUGGGAGAUAUGAAGAAACAGAAGAAAGAAUAACAGAAGAAGAGGGUGUUGAAGUGGAAAAGAGUGAGAGGGAUGAGAAAGAACCCGAAGAGAACCCAGUGUCUAAAGCUGGCAGGCCCACAAUGGAGAGGGGUGAGCAACUCUCUGAGAAAGAAGGAGAGGGAGAGGAGAAAGAGUCAGAGAUAGAAGGUAUGGAUUAG